GUAUUAUCCCCUUAAAACCUGCCUCUUUCGUGCCGAUUUCACCACUUGCUCAAAACUUCUAGCGUAUAUAAAUAUUUGCUUGCUUCUAAAACCUCCAACUUUAUUUUUCCUUCUCUAUCAAAAACAUUUUCUCAGGAGAAAAAAUAUUCCAAGAAAAUACGCUCUGUUGAUUUUCCUUUUGUUAAAAUCGAUUUCGCUUUUACUCAAAUCUCCAACAUUUUCCUUCCAGAAAGAAAAGAUUUUCUCGGAAAAGAAAGAAGAUGUGUGGCGGUGCCAUCAUCUCCGAUCUCAUUGCGCCGUCGCGUAGUGGCCGGCUAACCGCCGAUUUCCUCUGGCGCACCGAUGUGAAGAAGAAGCCUAGCAGUCACUACUCCAAACUCUCGCGAUCCGAGGUCAUCGAUCUCGGCGAUGAUUUCGAGGCCGAUUUUCAGGGUUUCAACGAUUACUCUGAUGGUGAGAACGAUGGCGUCAAGCCCCUCGCCUUUUCUGCUUCCAAGUCAGGGUUUUCUGAUGGUCCUAGAUCUGCAAAAUCUGUGGAUCUAAAUAAGCAGGCUGACAAAGCUGGUAAGAGAAAGAGGAAGAAUCAGUACCGAGGAAUUCGGCAGCGCCCAUGGGGUAAAUGGGCUGCUGAGAUCCGUGACCCAAGGAAAGGGGUCCGGGUUUGGCUUGGAACUUUCAACACUGCUGAAGAAGCUGCAAGAGCCUAUGAUGCCGAGGCAAGGAAGAUUCGUGGCAAGAAAGCUAAGGUAAAUUUCCCUGAUGAAGCUCCAUCUAAUGCCCCAAGGCAUAUAAUCAAGGCAAAUACUCAUAAAGUACUUGCCAAGGAAAGCCCAAUCUCUGAUCAGCCUAGCCUGAACAACAAUUUCAAUUUCAUAAACAACCUAGAUGAUGAUUACUACAUGAAUUUUGUGGAAGAGAAACCACAAACUAAGCCAUAUGCGCUUACCGAUGCCUACCCUGCCUCUGGAGAUGGUGGGCUCAGUUCAUUUACCCCGUCAGAGGGUACUACUACCCUUUAUUUUAAUUCAGAUCAGGGAAGUAACUCGCUUGGUUGUUCUGACUUUGGGUGGGGAGAAUAUAAUGCAAAGACACCAGAAAUAUCAUCUCUUCUUUCAGCAACUAUAGAAGGUGAUGAAGCUCAGUUUGUAGAAGAUGCUAAUCCUUCAAAGAAACUGAAGUCUAGCCCUGUAGAUGUGGCACCUAUUGAAGAAAAUAAUGUGAAGAAUUUGUCUGAAGAGCUUUCUGCUUUCGAGUCCCAAAUGAAAUUCCUUCAGAUCCCGUAUCUUGAGGGCAACUGGGAUGCUUCAGUGGAUACAUUCCUUGGUGGAGAUGCAACUCAGGAUGGUGGAAACCCGGUGGAUCUUUGGACCUUUGAUGAUCUUCCUUCCAUGGUGGAGGGAGUUUUCUGAGCAACCUUCCCGCUUGCUGGUUUUCUGUAAAUAAGGCUACAAGUGUGUUUAUUGUUGAAGUGGUGACAGACAGUAAACUAUGCUCAAGCCAUAUAUGGAGGGUGUGUUAUCAAUUUGGCUUUUGGUAAUGUGGAGCAAGUAAAUAGGUGCUUAGGUUUAUUUUUAUUUCAAGAAUUUCUAUUAGGAUUUGUAUUUUGAUGUCUGUAAGGAUGAUGGCAUGUGAUGAAAAUUAACUUUGACAAUACCGACUUUGUUGUUUGUUCCUAUGAUUGUGGGUUCAUGGUUCUUCUUACUUGAUUCUUAGUGGUAUAUUUGAAUGUUUUUAUUA
Camellia sinensis is the source of this 1737-nucleotide messenger RNA. RefSeq names its product ethylene-responsive transcription factor RAP2-12. Gene Ontology annotation, biological process: regulation of DNA-templated transcription; ethylene-activated signaling pathway. NCBI's taxonomy places the organism in Eukaryota, Viridiplantae, Streptophyta, Magnoliopsida, Ericales, Theaceae. Gene Ontology annotation, molecular function: DNA-binding transcription factor activity; DNA binding. The record is from RefSeq and is a predicted model, not a curated record.